Messenger RNA from Ahaetulla prasina, 6689 nucleotides. RefSeq names its product MON1 homolog A, secretory trafficking associated (gene MON1A). Gene Ontology annotation, biological process: protein targeting to vacuole; vesicle-mediated transport. The record is from RefSeq and is a predicted model, not a curated record. Lineage: Eukaryota; Metazoa; Chordata; Lepidosauria; Squamata; Colubridae. The transcript has 6 exons. The coding region runs from base 394 to 2037 and encodes 547 amino acids.
CUUCUUCGUUAGAAGCGAAACCCACUUUUGUUCGUCAAAACAGCAAACUACAGAAUUGUGGACUACAAUCCCCAAGAUGCACUGGGAUCUAUGGCAUUGAGUAAGUGACCUUUGAAAAAGGAGAAGUCGGUAGUGCACAGUACUUUCCUGGCAAUCGCUGGAGAGGAUAGAAUCAGCUGGCGAGAUUGAAAGGCAUGCUCUGGACUCCAAAGGCAGAAUUUCCUAAGGAGAUCUCUGCUGACUGAACUCCUCCUCCACUUCCCCGGGAGCUUUACGUCCUUCCCCUUCUGCUCAGAUUUCAUCCACAACUGGAGAAGCAGACUUUUUCACCGACGUUUUCGCUGUCGACAGCUUGUUCCUGUCAAAACUGUAAAUCUCCACUAGUUUCUAAUAAUGGCUGCGGAUGUUUAUAACAAGAAGGAGGUGCCGAAUGAGUCCUUGGCACUAACUGGUGGACAGCAGCCCGAGAGGUCAGAGAGUCCAACACCAGGAUUGACCCAGGGAACAGAACCAGGGGCAGUCCAAGAGGGAGCCAUAUUUGUUCACACUAGGUCGUAUGAAGACCUAACCGGAACAGACAAUACAGAAUCGGCAGCCAAGAGCCCAGACGAGAGAGAAGAGUCUCAAGGUGAUGAGCUUAAGAUAGAAGAGAUCAGCAAAGAUUUCAGUGAACUAAGCACACAACUUACUGGUAUAGCACUGGACCUUGAAGAAGAGAUAAGGCAGAACAGUGAGGGCAAUUUGGAACUCUCGCCACAAAGUUCACGUCGAGAUUCAGUCCUGUCAGGAAAAGAAGAAGAAGAUAUAACCAUGGAAGCCUGGCGCAUGCAUCAGAAGCAUAUCUUUGUUCUAAGUGAGGCAGGCAAGCCCAUAUACUCACGAUAUGGGUGUGAAGAGGCAUUGUCUACUACCAUGGGAGUAAUGAUGGCUUUGGUCUCUUUUGUAGAAGCAGAGAAGAAUGCUAUCAGAUCAAUUCAUGCAGAUGGAUACAAGGUGGUUUUUGUGCGCAAGAGUCCCUUGGUGCUUGUUGCAGUGGCUCAGACUCGCCAGUCAGAGCAAGAAAUUGCUCAAGAACUCCUAUAUAUCUAUUACCAGAUAGUCAGUCUCGUGACAUUGACUCAGCUUAACCGGAUAUUCCAACAGAAGCAGAACUAUGAUCUAAGGAGACUGUUAGCAGGCUCUGAGCGUAUAACUGACAACUUGGUAGACCUGAUGGCUAGAGACCCCAGUUUUCUCAUGGGGGCGGCACGUUGCCUCCCUAUGGCUGCCGGAGUCAGGGAUGUGGUGAGUGCUUGCCUUCAACAAGCCAAAGCUAAAAGCCUGGUAUUUGCCAUCUUAUUGUCAAAAAACCAAUUGGUAUCACUUGUGAGGAAAAGGGACCAAUUCCUUCAUCCAAUUGAUCUCCAUUUACUCUUUAAUCUCAUUAGCUCAUCCUCCUCAUUUAGAGAAGGAGAAGGUUGGACUCCAAUAUGCCUUCCCAAGUUCAAUUCCAAUGGUUUCUUCCACGCUCACAUUUCUUAUUUGGAACCAAAUGUUGACUUGUGCCUUGUCCUGAUUUCUACGGAUCGUGAGGACUUCUUUACUGUAUCUCACUGCAAGCAAAAGUUCCAAGAACGCCUAAAGAAGCGCAGUGUUCAUCAUGCUCUCUUGGAAGCAGUGCGUACUCCUUUCUACAGUGUCUCCCAGGUGGGAAUUCCAGACCUUCGACAUUUCAUCUAUAAAUCUAAGAGUUCAGGAUUUUUUACCAGCCCAGAGAUUGAAGCUCCCUACAUCACUGAGAAAGAAAAGGAAAGACUCCUGGAAUUGUAUCAGUACUUGCAUAGCCGAGCUCACAAUUCCACCCAUCCUCUCAAUAACAUCUAUUAUACUGGAUCCAAUGAAAAUCUCCUGGCCUGGGUGACCAAUGCUUUUGAACUCUACGUGUGCUUCACCCCCCUGGGUACCAAAGCAGCAGCUGUCAGCGCUGUCAACAAGCUGAUGAAGUGGAUCCGUAAGGAGGAGGACCGGCUUUUUAUAUUGUCACCCCAGACUUACUGACUGUUGUGACCUGGGCUGUCUGCCUUGUUCUGAACACUCCAAAACGACUUCCUGUGUCUGCUGGGAGUAGACAUAUUCAGUUUCUCGUCCUACUUCUCUCUCUCUCUCCCUCUCCCUCCCUCCUUCCCUCCAUCCCUCUCUCUCUGUCCCUCCCUCUCUGGGGGAGAUUUCUUGCCCACAAUGGAUAUGUGUAUAGGGAGGGAGUUCUCUGGGUAUAAGAGCUUUUGGCUGAAAUGAUGCACACGGGUAUCAGAAGAGUCCAACAUUUCAGGGUUAGUUUCAGAUAUUGCCUCUAGAACUGGAACAUAGACCGCCUGCCAUCCUGUAAGUAUUAUUUGAAUAUGUUUCAGCCUAAAAAUGUGUCCUUUCUACCAUUUUCUGCAUAUUGUGAGGCUGCGUUAAACAAAUCUUUCCCGUAGCUGAUUUUCUCUGCUGACCUUUUGAACAUAGUGCCACAGGUAUUAAGUCUUCCCAUCUCUCUUAAUCUUGACUAAUUGGGGGAAGGUAGGUUGGUGCAGUGGUCAAAUCCAAAUUUUUUUACUACCGGUUCUGUGGGCGUGGCUUGGUGGGCAUAGUGUUGCUUGGUGGGCGUGGCUUGAUGGGGUGGCAGGGGAAGGAUACUGCAAAAUCUCCAUUCUGACCCCACUCCAGGGGAAGGAUACUGCAAAAUCUCCAUUCCCACCCCACUCUGGGGCCAGUCAGAGGUGGUAUUUGCUAGUUCUCUGAACUACUCAAAAUUUCCGCUGCCGGUUCUCUGAAUUGCUCAAAAUUUCUGCUACCAGUUCUCCAGAAUCUGUCAGAACCUGCUAGAUUUCACCCCUGGAUUGAUGGCUUAGCAGGUGCCUUCUCAUAGGAUUUUCCAUAUAAAGGUCUGAACAAAUGCACAGAAGGUGUGGCAAACAUGUAGAUAGUGAGGGAAAAAACAUUGUUAUGUCCCUUUUAUAGGAAGAUAAAAAAAAUAAAAAUCCCAAGGAGGUUUUUUUCUUUUUAUGACUCCAAAACAUGUUUUGCUCUUUAAGAUUAACAAAUUUAAAGAAGUUCACAGAUUAUCUUCAAAUUGCUAGUGAAGGACUGAAGUGUAGUAGCAAAGUCAGUAUAUAAGUAUUCUCAAUUAGAGGCAGUCAGAUCCUCUAAUAAGUGGCAUGAACCUAGUAGUUGGAAAAUAUUUUAUAAAUUAUUUCCAUUCCUUCCUGUGAGUUAUCCCUAUGACCCAUUUAUCUAAUGCUUAUUUUUAACUGGACCAAAUUCUUGAUUUUCAGGGUCCUGAUGAAACCAUAUCCAUGCUGUUAUAAGCUGUGUAGUCUCUUUAUUUAACAAGGAAACAAACAUUCAGGGAAGAAAGGUUCAAAUCAUUGUUAAUAUGUGAAUGCUCAAGCCUAACAAUUAUUUGGGCAAGAAGAGCCACUGUUUCUUGACCCCUGCAACUUUCAGAUGUGUGGACUUCAUUUCCCAGAAUUCCCAAGCCACGAUGCCGGCUGGGAACCACACGUCUUAUAGUUGCUGGGGCUGGGAACCACACAUGUUAUAGUUGCUGAGACUGAGAAACACUGGCUAAACUUCCACAGUAAUGUAAUGUUAAAAUAGGUAUUCCAAUUCAUGCCGAUGCAUCUGCUCCAGGAGUAAGAAAUGGCAUUGUAAAAGUGGGCACCCUAUGGUAGAAAUCUGUUUACAUCCAUUCUUCACUUAUAGGAAUUUUGAACACAGUGAAGGUCUAAUAACUAAUUUGGCAUAUGGAAUCUUUUUGAAAUGAUACUGAAAUGGUGCAACCUCAGAAAUAAGUUUGCCAUAUUGUCAUUUUUCAGAAUGCUCCAAAACAGUAUACUGUCACUUUUUAGAAUAGAGGUUUUCAACAUCAAUAUGUAAUGUGGUAUGUGCUUGAGCGAAGGGGGAAAGCAUCUUGAAUGUGGGAAAAGGUUUCUGACAAUAAGAGCAGUAUGACAAUGGAACCAGUAACUGAGAAAGAUGUUAUGCUCUCCUUCUCCUGGAUGUAACUUCACGGGGGAAGCUGACAGCUGUCUAUUCGGGUCACUUUAUUUGGCUACAUAUCUUGAAGGGUUGGAUUAAAUGGCCUUUCCCAGCUCUUACAUCUGUAUAUAUUUGUGUUUUGGGGGCAGAGAAAGGAGAGAGAAAAUAAUCACCAAAGUAAUGACAGGGUUUGUCCAGAUACAACUGCAGGGACUGCAUUUUUCAAGGGAAAAUGACCCCACCACCUGCCACACCCUACACUCCUGCAUGUGUUCAACAAUACCAGAUCUCUGAUUCCAUUUGCUUUAGUAUUUCUUUUUAGAUUUUUGUCCCGCCUUUUUUUUUCAUAUACAGUUAACAGUGGCAAACAUACCAAUAUUCCUUCCUCAUCCUUUUUCUUUAAACACAGAUAUGUCAAACAUGAUAGGCCCAGAAUUGUCCUGCGGGGCUGUCCCAGAGAUAGCAAGGGACUGGCCUGUGCCACCCUGGCCUCAUCCCACCCCACCCAUGCCCAUCCAGUCAGCCAUGAUGACCAGGCCAUGCCCACCCCGGCCCCCCAAGGGCAAACAAAAUCCUGAUAUGGCUCACAGUGGGAUUGAGUUUGACACCCCUGCUCUACAACAACCCCAUGAGGUGAGUUGGAUUAGGAGAGAUGGCUCAAAGUCACCCAGCCAGUUUUUCCAUGCCUAAGGUAGGAUUAGAACUCCCCAGUCUCCUGGUUUCUAGGCCAACAGGUUAACCACUACACCAAACUGGCCCCUUUUUUAUAUUUUUAGUUGCACACUGUAAGAUGCAAGUAAACUGUAACAUUAAAUGAAACUGAGAUCCAGUGACACUGUACAUGUCCAUUGAUGGUGUCAUGGAUAUCUUUCUAGACCAUUCUUGGAUCUAUAGUUUCAUCUGGAAAGGUUAUUAUGUGUGAUUCAGGGGGGAAAUGUUUUUAACAGGUACCUCUUAAAAAAAAAUCAACACACAAUUGCCACAAGAUGGCAGCAGAACACCAGAUUGUGAAAGGUUUUCUCAGUAUUAAAAUACUUUUCGUAUUUACAACCUAUGGAUUCAGUGGAUUCAGUGUCAGUGCAUAUACUGCUACUUCUCUGAAUUUAAUAAAAGAGUUUUAUGGGACCUUUUAGAUUAACAAAUGUACUAUGUAUCACAAGAUUUCAUGAACUACCACCAGUUCAACAAAUACUAAUACUGUACUAUGUGCUGUAAUAAAUUAAAGUGUGGAAAACUCUGUUAUUUUGAUUUAACAAACUAGCACAGCUGCUUGUGUUAGUUCAAUAUAUAACAUGAUGUGUACAUGAGUAGCGAUGAAAAGAUGCAUAGGGUGUUUGAAUGAUAGAAGAAGUUUCUAACAAUAAGAACGGUUUGACGGUGGAACCAGUUCCUGAGAAAGAUGGUGGGGAACCGUAAGAAAAUAUUGUGGCUCAGGCUGCUAAAGACAGUCUGUUAUUAACAUAGCUGCUUGCAAUUACUGAGGUUCAAGUCCCACUAGGCCCAAGGUUGACUCAGCCUUCCAUCCUUUAUAAGGUAGGUAAAAUGAGGACCCAGAUUGUUGGGAGGGCAAUAAAUUGACUUUGUAUAUAAAUAUACAAAUAGGAUGAAGACUAUUGCUAACAUAGUGUAAGCCGCCCUGAGUCUUCGGAGAAGGGCGGGAUAUAAAUGCAAAGGAAAAAAAAAGUUAAAAAUCAUAGGGAUGCUGAAACCCUUCAUAGAUUUGCUGCCUUUAAUUUACUCUUUGGAAGUUUUAAAUUUUGAAAUUCCAAGCUAACAGAUUCCCCCUUAUGAACACCUCAAUUAUCCAGUAGGAAUUCUUUCCAAUGUACUUUACAUUAUAUUUAAAUACUUGAUAUAUUAUAUAUACUUAAUGUAUUGUAUAAAUAAUUAAUGUAUUAUGUAGUAUUUUGAUUAAGCAAAGUAUGCCAUUUGAAUUUUCUUAGUGCCACAGCCAAGUCACGUUUCUCAAUCACACUGUUUUAGUAAUACUUGCUAUAUUACUAAUAAAGGAGAAUAUUUCUAGCUCAGGGUUGACAUGAGGGGUCCUUGGUGCUUUCUGAGCCUGCUUGUUUUCUUGCAGACAUUUCAUUACCUAAACUAGGUAACAUCAUCAUCAUCAUCACUAGCAGUGAUGUUAUCUAGUUUGGGUAAUGAAACAUCUGCAGAAAAAAUAAGCAAGCUCAGAAUGCACCAAGAACCCCUCGCUUGCUAUAUUAUUUGUUCAUUUAACGUUAUGAAUACUUAGUGCAUCAAAUGUCCCAAGGCUUGGUUUAUUCUAGCAAAGUUAAGCAACCUCAUUUUAGGGACAUAAGAGCGGUUUACUUUUUGUUUGUUGGCUUUUUGUUUCUGUUUCAUGUUUUUUUUAAAAAAAUCCUUUUUUAAAAAAGAAAAACUGUAAAUUUAAAGAAAUGUGUUGUAUAUAAGACAAUGAUUAACAAUGUUAGCAGCUAAUAUGAUAAUAAUGCAGUAAUAUGCAUUAAAGUGGCUGUGUAAUGAAACAAACUUUAGCUUUAGUAAAAUAUGAAGAAAAUCCUGUCCCCGAACUCAGAUCUUCAGAUAUUAAACAGCAGCAAACCCUGCUAAACCAUACUGUUUAUUUAUUUUUUAUUUUUAUUUAUUUAUUUUGUCACAACAAUAUAUAUAAGCAUCACACAAAAAGAUUAUAUAGUAUAUAAACAUAUAUAUGA